AUUGACGUGACGGUGGAGAGCGGUGCUGUGCCAGUGACCCGGGAACGCGAGAGCCCGUAUUCGGUGUCACAGCAGCGGGGACUCGUCCUUGACAGAAAAUGACGACGGUGGAGGAGCUGUACCGUAACUACGGGAUACUGGCGGACGCCACGGACAACGUGGGCCAAUAUAAGGAUUCGUAUCAAGCUAUUCUGGAUGGUGUGAAAAGUGGUGCAAAGGAGAAAAGAUUGGCAGCACAGUUCAUUCCAAAGUUCUUCAAACAUUUUCCAGAGUUGGCUGAUAGUGCUAUCAAUGCUCAGUUGGAUCUCUGUGAAGAUGAAGAUCUUUCAAUUCGGCGUCAAGCCAUUAAAGAAUUGCCUCAGUUUGCAACAGGUGAAAAUCUUCCAAGGGUUGCAGAUAUAUUAACACAGCUUUUACAGACUGAUGAUAAUGCAGAAUUUAACUUGGUUAAUAAUGCAUUAAUAUGUAUAUUCAAGAUUGAUGCUAAAGGAACCUUGGGCGGUCUUUUCACACAGAUAAUCCAAGGAGAAGAUAUUGUACGAGAACGUGCCAUUAAGUUUCUUUCCACAAAACUGAAGGCUCUACCAGAGGAAGUCAUGAACAAGGAAGUAGAAGAAUACAUUUUUGUUGAAUCUAAAAAGGUACUUGAUGAUGUUACAGGAGAAGAGUUUGUUUUAUUCAUGAAAAUUCUGUCUAGCCUGAAGAACCUUCAGACAGUAAGUGGUCGACAACAAUUAGUCGAGUUGGUGGCUGAACAGGCAGAUUUAGAACAAGUGUUUAAUCCUGCAGAUCCAGAUUCUGUGGACAGAUUACUACAGUGCACAAGACAGGCUGUUCCUCUUUUCUCAAAAAAUGUCCAUUCAACCAGGUUCGUCACCUACUUCUGUGAGCAAGUAUUACCAAAUCUGAGCUCCCUUACUAGUCCAGUAGAAGGACUUGACAUUCAGUUAGAGGUUUUAAAGUUACUGGCAGAAAUGACACCUUUCUGUGGUGAUAUGGAAAAGUUAGAAAGUAAUUUGAAGCAAUUGUUUGAAAAAUUACUGGAAUAUAUGCCAUUGCCCCCAGAGGAGGCAGAAAAUGGUGAAAAUGCAGGCAACGAGGAGCCCAAGCUACAGUUUAGUUAUGUUGAAUGUCUACUGUUUGGCUUUCAUCAGCUUGGAAAGAAACUUCCUGAUUUCCUUACAGCAAAACUCAAUGCAGAACGACUUAAGGACUUCAAAAUCAGGUUACAGUACUUUGCUAGAGGCUUGCAAGUUUAUAUCAGGCAGCUACGACUUGCUUUGCAAGGAAAAACAGGUGAAGCUUUGAAAACAGAGGAGAACAAGAUUAAGGUUGUUGCAUUGAAGAUAACCAAUAACAUUAAUGUUCUUAUCAAGGAUCUGUUUCAUAAUCCUCCCUCUUAUAAAAGUACAGUCACCCUUUCUUGGAAGCCCGUACAAAAAGUUGAAGGGGGGCAAAAACGGAUGUCUGAGGAAAACACUUCAUCCCCUCCCAAGAAACAGCCUCCAGCACAAAAGCGAGAUACCAGGCAAAUCUACAACCCGCCUAGUGGCAAAUACAGUGGUAAUCUUGGUAACUUCUCUUAUGAACAAAGAGGUGGCUUCCGUGGCGGCAGAGGUCGAGGCUGGGGUGGACGAGGAAAUCGUAGCAGGGGGCGCCUCUAUUAGAAAUAAAGAUUCCUUCACCAUUGUGUAUUGUGCAGUGAUUGCUAUGUACUAUAUUCUUGGGAUUGCUACAGAGCACCUGCAAGAACUGCGAGUAGUCUUCAAAGGAGAAUUCUGUAUUUAAGGCCUAAUUUCUAAAAGAUCUUUGUACAAUUCAAUCUUUUGUUUAUAUUUUGGUAUGUGAAGCUGUUUUUUUCCAAAACUACAUUCUGAAAGUACUUUUUAAUUUCCUUUUUAGUUUAUACAGCUCUUCAGAUAUCUGCAGUUAUAGACUGGAAGGAAGUUUCAAAACGAAAAACAGCAGUGUUUGACAUUCCAAAGUCCAUCUUUCUAUAGCACCAUGGUAAAAAUUAAAAUAUAGUAGAAAAAAAUUGGUGAAUAUUGCUCAUUUGAUACAAUCAAAUGAUUUAUUCAUGUACUUGUGUCCCAGCAAUGUGAUGUACGGCUGGAUUUAGGUCAGACUUAAAAUGUUAUGAUCCAAGACCAAAUGUAGGAGCUUCCAAAAUAUUUUGGCGUAUUUUCCAAAAUAAAAUACGCCACCAGAAGAAAAUAGCAUUACUAUAAAAUUUAUGCACAUGAGAAUAGCAGCACUGGUAAUUAAACUUUUUAAUCCCAUUCAGCAAGCUCUUACACCGAUCAAAGCAGAUGGGUAAUCUGCUCUAAUGAGUAAUUUCUGGGUCUCAGUGGUAUUUUAUAUAAAAAAAAGACUCAUGGGUCUUGAGUCCUCUUUUCCAGUUGAUGUUUUACCAGUGCCCACUAAUUUUCCAGCGAAGACUAAGAAAUUCAGCUGUCAAAAUUGCAGAUAGAAUACCCAUAUUUAUAUAGUGUCUGUUAUAUACAGUACUAGAGACAAGUUGAAGCUCUAAGGAGGCAUCUCACUCUCAGCUCAGUGUAUCCCAUUCAAUAAACAAAAGACACUAUACCUAUGGAUGAAUAACACAUUAUAGGCUGUGAUAAACUUGCUCAUGUUAUGUACAGUGUUUAUAAUUUGUUCCAUUUUGGUCUGUACAGAUUUACUUAGUGUUUAUAGAGUUCUACUGCAUUUUAGAACGUUUGUUAAACUAAUUUGAUUCCAUACUUUAUUGUUCAUCUUCAUGGCCAGCCUUGAUAUCAAAGCUCAUUGUGCCUUUCUUUGUACAAUGGGUUUCAUUUUGAUGUCAGAAUACAACUCUGAUGAUAAGUAUUUGCUGAACUAUAUACAUCACUUCCCGAGUAUGUAUUCCAGCCCUUAAUAAAUCAGUAGUUAAUAAGCUCCAUGUUUUAAUGUUUUAGCUGGUCACCUUCUAAAUUUAAAAUUGAUUUUGAAGGUCAUUAUGCUCUUGGAUUUAAAUCUGUUGAGUAAUUGCUUAUUAUAUGACUACAGGUACUUGUGAGCAAAAUUAUGCAGCAGUAACUUGAUCCUUUAAUAUAUUUCUAUUGGAGCUUUAAAGUAUAUUAAGUAGAGUUUACUACAGUACUAGACUAGCUAUACAUUUUUAGGAAUCAGUAGACUUAAGCACAAUAUUUUAACACCAGUUAAAUGCUAAAGAAAUACUACUUAUAGCAGUACUUGCAACCCAUACUGACCUUGAAAAUGUCUGUUCUGAAUUACCGUAGAACUUGUAUAUAUUUUUCAGUGCCAAAAUUUGGGAAGGUGUCUUCACUGAAUACACAAACUUUUUGAGGCUUUAGUAGAAAUGUUAAUUGUUUAUAAAAUUUGAAUAAUGAGCUAACCAUCCUCAGUGGCAAAAACAAAAUGGUCUUGAGAGUACAGUUCAGAUAAGUAUAUUAGUGAUUUUUAAAAAAACACAAAAUGCCAACGCUAAGUAGUUCAAAAUAUUUGAGCAAUGCUGAUCUGUUUGGAUUGCUGUUUAACUACCAAGAUCUUAAAUUUACCAUUGUGCAAAUUAAUAUAUUAAGGUGUAUUUUGGAAGCUUGCUUUUGGAAGUUAAUGAAUACUUAUGCAGUGAAUGUCAGCAUGCAGUGAAUAUUGGCAUGCACAAUCUUUAUGUAUUCAUUUUUUGAAAUCCAGUCUUUGUACUGUCUAUCCUUGGUAGGAGUGAAUUAAUGCAGUAAAUAUGAAGGCAUGUGGGGAAAGAUUUUUUUCUUUUGUAAGUUGUACAGUUGGAUCUAUUUUUUUUUUGUCUUUGGUCUGCGGUAUAACAGUGCCAGAGCAUUUUUUUUAAAGUUGUGCAAAAGGUUCUGAUUAUCCUUGUGCAGAAGUUUUAUUUCAAUACUUGGAUUUAAAAUUUCUAAAAUGUAUUAGAAAAGCUGUAACUGCACGUGACUUUUAUAGAGGCGUCUGUACAUAUUGAGAGAAUGCUUUUUUAGGUGUUUGCUGGUUUUAUUAAUGUCAUUGCAGCUUCUGUUGAGAAGUGCAACAGUUUGCAGCAUUGCUUUCUUUCCGUAGAAGGAAGAGUCAGUCCACCCUUUUUGGAAUAUAUGUUUUAUAUGGUAAUGGUGCACACCGAGUAAUAUUUUUGUAUUGUGCAUCUAUAUCAGUUAGUAAACAAUGAAGAAAAAUAACUACAUUGUCAACAGUUUUUCAAUAACUUGACAUAACCAAUAUCUAUUGAACAGAUUUAAAUAUUUUUAUAGGGCUAUUAAUUUCAAUCUUGUGUACAGAUGCGCAGUUUUUCAGAUUUUUAAAACAAGUGUUGAGAGCAGCACUGAGUGGCAGGAAUUGCAAGAACUCUUGAUGUGGUCAAUCUCAAAAAUUAAUGUGUAAUUAAGAAUAUCACCAUAAAAUAAAUAUUAGAGCAUGCAGCAUCAACAUUCAGUUAUCUUUCACUAGCUGAAUGGAAAAGAAAUUUGCCUGCCUAGCUGCAAAAUAGCCCUGGAAUUCAAAGUUGUGUGUGUGCGCACUGGGAAGAGAAUUAUAAUUUCUAGAUGUGAAGAUAGAUUCGUUAAAAUGUCAAUACAUAACUGAAACGGUAUUAGAAGUUUGGAGAGCAAAUCGUUCCCUUUAUGAUUUUUCAAAAAUAUAUUGGCAGUGGGUCUGCUCAACAGGAAUUAAUGUUCUUUGCCCACAUUUGUUUUUGUUCUAUUUAACUCUCAAUUUAUUUAAAAAUGCCAGACUGCCUUCCCAGUACCUACAAUGGGAUUGUAGAAGAGUGAAAUAAUUUACCAGUACAAAGGAUGACCUAUUGGUUGUGCCUUUCAUUAUAAAAACAGAAAUGUUGAAUUUUGGGGGAAUCAUCUGGGAUUUCCUGACAUAGCAACAGUCCUAUGUGCUUUAAAGAUAUCUGAAUUAUUUGUUCUUUCUGCUUGGGUAAUUUGUAACCAUGAUUGAAGAAUAGCUUGCUCCCUACAAUUGAGGGAUUUAUUGGACUAUUCCAUGCUAGAAGUGAUAUGGCCUAAUUACAUUUUGAAGUUAAUGCAUAUAAUUUCUGGAGGAUUGUGAAGAGAACAGUAUCUCCAAAGAUUUUAUGGUCCAUUUCAAUGUUUAUUUAAUGGUAAAACUUGUAAGUAAAUUGUUCAUUGCUAACUAAUGCAGUCUCUUAAAUGAGUCCAGAAUUUUGGUGGGCAAAACUGGAAAAUUUAAUUUUUUCUUGUCAAGACAAGAUUUUAUUGUUUUUCUGUUGUUCAUACCUUUGCAACUUGAUAUCAGCAUUGUGGCUGUUGGAAUUGACAUUUGGUGUUUUGACAUCUUAGGUUUGUUAGUAACUGAUCUUGAACUGGAUGUGAUCUGACUAAGAAUUAUAUCUUCCUCUGACUUGUAUUCCUAAUGUUCUGGAUGCCAAUUUCUAGAUUCUGUUGACUUUGGGUGUCUGCUGUAAUAUAUAGGUGAGACGUUAUCAAUAAUCAAGACUUGUGUCUCAUCACCCAUCUCCAUUUUAACAAUUGUGUGGUGAAAUUUUUUUUCUCUGAAUAAUAUUUCACUUCUAUCAUAUUAAAUUCUACUUAUUAUUUUCCUGUGUAUUUACCAUUUGACCCAGUGAGUAAGGACAUCACUGGUAAUGACAUUAAUUGCUCAUCCAUGAUGGCCUUUAAGAAUGAUAGUCAGCCUCUGUCUUGACCCACUGCAGUAUACCUGAAAAUAUUCCCAAGGGUCUGUUGAGUAUAGAGUUUGAAUUUUUAGGCCCCACCUAUCGUGUCCAUUUAAAAUAAAUACCUGUACUGUGACUCAGGGAGCCUACAGAUAAUGAUAUUCUCAGAACUAAUUUCUAAGGUGAUUUUAUGAAUAUUCAACCAAUUUUGGUCUCAGAUGAAAACCUUACUGAACUGAAAAUCAUUAUUGUAAAUUGGAACAAUUCUCAGCCCAACACCAAAUCCUAAAGGAAUCUACUUACCUUGCAGCAUGUCCUAAGUCGAGCAAAUACUAGUAUGGCAGUUUGCAUAAUCCAUGGCAUUGUGUAUUGCUCCCACCAACUUGCAUUUUCCUGUGCUUGGAGAUGAAAAUACUUUCAACAUUUAACAAAUUUGAAAAUUAAAAAUACAGAUUAUUUUCAUUAUUUGAGACAAUCGCAAAAGAUUUUCUGAAAUUACAGUUCUCUCCAUGGAUUAACAUGAUUGAUCAGAAAAGUUGUUUUGCACUUUGCUUACAAUUUUCCCUGAAGUCUCACCAUUUUGACCAUUUAUCAACAGCCUUUUUCAAUGUCAGUUCUUGCUUCAAAUUUCAGUUCAAAAAUGUCAGGGAGCUUAGGGAGGUACAAUCUUCUCACUAAACCAAUACUCACAGAUGUCAUGUUAUCGCACAGAUCUUCAAUUUUACAAUUGAAAAAAAACUAAUAAGUUUCUAAUUUUAAACAGGAUCUGCUUGCAAUUUCCUGGCUUCUCAACACUAGGUUAUUUUCUGUUUCAGUACUUGAAAUGUCUGUUGUAUGGUGCACCAUUAUUGUGUUUUAUUUUUCAACCAUUUAACUUGAUUGGUAUUUCUUUCCUAUGUAGAAUUACUAAUUUUGACUUUUUUUCCAGAUUGAUAUAUUAUGCAUAUCUUGCAGAAAAUUGCGCUUAUUUUCCUGUUUGUUUUUUGCCAGUCUGUUGUAUAUGUUUGAUUCUCACUUUGCUAUUGCAACCUUUUUUUCUUCUUCUGGAUUUUUAAUGCAUUUCUACAUUUCAAAGGUUCAAAGGUCAAGUUUAAUGUCAGAAAUGUAUACAAUAUACAUAUUGAAUGUUUUUUUCUUCGCAAAACAUCCAUGAAAACAGAGAGAUGCCCCAAAGAAUGAACAACAGUUAAACAUGAGAACCCCAAAGUCACCCCCAGAUCGCCCCUCCCAUGCGUAAACGGCAGCGAGCAAUGAUCUCCCCCACCCACCUUCACCAGCAAAAAUAAACAUGCAUCAAUACAAUCAAAUAAAUGCCUUUUAUUUUCCUCCCAUUCAUUCUUUAAAUUCAGUUUUGUAGAAUAUUACAGCACAGGGACAAGCCCUUGGGUGCGCAAAGUACUUGCCUACAUGUACAUGAUCUAUUCUCCAUUCCCCAUCAGUUCAUCUGCCUGCCUAAAUGUCCUUUAAACAUACUAUUGUCUCUGCUUCCACCACCUUCCCUGGUUGUGUGUUCCUUAUGCAAUGUGACCAGAACUGCACACAAUACUCCAAAUGUCACCUAACCCAUGCUUGUACUUCUUGAUCAUUUAUAUGAACGUUGUUCCUUAAACAUAUUUGCUGAUUGUGUAUCAAUCAGCUUGCUUUUAGUUGAUGUAACGUAAACCACAAAAUGAAAUUCAGAAAUUCCAGUGACAAUUCAGCCCUUGCUAACUCAUUUGGGUGAUGCAAUUGCUAUUUUUUUCUUUUUGGCUUUGGGCUCAUUUGAGGAUACUGGACAGAAAUCACAUUCAUGAUUUACAUUCACAAACCCAUAAACUUUGAUGUGAGAAGCUGCAAAGUGCACGCAUAACAAAUGUUAAAAGGGAGAGUUGAAAUUAGAAAGGAACACCUGAGAGCAAAAAAAAUCUAAGAAAUUAAUUGAAUCACUAAAAUUGAGUUUUCCAUGUGUGGUAUUUACAAACAAAAGAUAAAAGGCAUAGAAGUGAAAUUACAGGAAAAUCUCAUGGUGAACGUUUGCAUUUAGGAGUAGUCUGUGAAAAUUUCCAGAGUAGAAGAAAAGUGAAGGGACGUGGAAGGGAAUGAGUAAUUCUGUGCAGAUUUGAAAACAGACUACCAAAAAUCUUGCUAUGAAAAAUUGGGAGCUAUUUUACACACCGCCUAUUUGCAAUUGUAUAUUUGACGGUGAUAUAUUUGAGUGACCAAUCCAUAUUCAAAAUAAUUCAGUGCACUAAUUAUUUUAAUAUUAAGCACAUUCAGAUAAUCAUCGUAUUUUUAAUCUGUUCAAGGUUACUGCUUGCUUUACAUCAUGAGCAGGGCAUCAAGCAAUUGUAAAUUAUCUGUAGUUUGCUGUCUUGGUUAAAAUAGUUCUGGAAUUUUGGAGCUUUAAAUCCUCUUGAAAAAAUUGUAUAGGAAAUAUAGUUUAAAAUAGUUGUUCCAUGGUUGGGAGGUUCAUAUUGUGUGGAGUGUAAUAUUCUAUGCAAUGUGCAAUUUAAUUACCUAUGUACAAUAAACCAUCCAUGUAUCUCUUGAUAUAUUAAAAUUGCAUUUGCACACA
Molecule: messenger RNA, 8186 nt
Organism: Hypanus sabinus (Atlantic stingray)
Lineage: Eukaryota; Metazoa; Chordata; Chondrichthyes; Myliobatiformes; Dasyatidae
Gene: api5
Product: apoptosis inhibitor 5
Exons: 14
Coding region: 99-1667 (522 amino acids)
Biological process (GO): negative regulation of apoptotic process
Cellular component (GO): nucleus
Molecular function (GO): RNA binding
Source: RefSeq, a predicted model, not a curated record